GCUGGAGGGACACGGAGAGGAUGUCCAUGUACACAAGAGAAGGUACACCCCCGGACUCAGAAAUGAAAGCAGCCUGCGAAACAGAGAAAACAACUAGUCUGAAUCCAUCCGCUGCCACACAGCUUCCAGUGAGCACCAACUGCCUGGCGUGCUCGGAGGACGGCAGGUACCUGGGCCUGGGUCACGCCCUCGGGUUGUCCGUGUGGAGCGCAUCUUCUCUGCUCUGCGCUGCAGAGUGGAAGCAGGACGCCCUGGAAGUCACCUCCAUCCAGAUGACCGCGAUGGGCGAGAGCGCCUACAUGCUCGGCGCCGUCGACGACAUGGGUGUUGCCCGAGUCUUUGCAUAUCACCGUGAAGCGAUUCACCCCCUUAGCGUUAUUAACACCAUGGAAAAUAUCAACAAAAGGAGCAUUUGCUUGACAUUUGAACUGUCUGAAGGGGGAGAUUAUGCAGCUGCGUCAAUCAGCUGUAACGGCGCCGCUUGGCUCGAGGUGUUCCACUUGCCCUCAGAAGCGUGGCUCAAAGAGAUGGAGACGGCACAGAAGCAGGACCCAAACUCAUCUGAAGACGUGGAUAUGAAAUGGUCUCCGGUUGCAGUUGUGAUUAAAAUCAAGCCACCCAAAAAUCCAGCAGGCCCGCUGGAUGGUCCACUCGAGCUGUUCAGGACGACGGAUUGGUUCUCACGCCUCUCGGCUCAGGAAGUCGACCGAGAUGCAGGAAACACGAAGGAAAAGAGUGAAAGCCCACCACGUUGCACGCAGCACUUCCUUUGGCCUUGUGGCCCGUUUCCCGGUGGCAGUAAAGCAAAGCCAGCGGGAGGGCCGGUUGCCGUCAGCGUGUGGUGGAGCGGCAGCCAGAACCUUCUUCAGUAUUCGCUGCACAAAGCACCGAAAAACAAAACAGAUGUGGAACCCGUGCCAGAUGUGUUGUGGCCCAAUGCAAAGACGAUCCUCUGCUCGGCGGUCAGCAGGUGCAGCCGGUUCGUGGCUCUGGGGCUGGAGGGUGCGUUGGUGUGUGUGUGGGACAGGAAGUCUGGGUCUCCGUUGUCGGUUGUCAUGGUGACAGCAGCAGACAGCGACUUCUCCAGGAUGCAGUUUGUGGACAACUGUCCUGACAUCGGUCCUGAUCACGAUGCCGAUGUUUCCCAAACCUUCCCCGCAGCGACAGUCUGUGUUUUGUUGUUGUGUAAAAGUGGAGCCACUCAUACAGUCACCGCAGGAAGAGGAACACAGACGCUGCAGCGCUCUGAAAGGCCAAAAGAGGGCGGGGACAUUCCAGCUGUCGCUGCACCAGUGGCGUUCCUGCAGAGUUUGUCGCUUGUGGUGCAAAGAAAUGGAGAAAUGUUCCUUCAAGACAUCAUCAACAGAUCCAGAGUUUGCUCCUUGAUGCUUCCUACGACUCAUCGGACCGCAACUCCGUGCGUUCCAGUUUAUGCUCUGAGCACCGAGCAACAGACGCUGUACAUACGAGGUGACCAGGACUCCGGCUGCGCCGCGUCUUCUGAAGCAGGGAGCCAGCUUUUCAUCUUCCGUUUUGGGGAAUCUGAUAUUAUCAGGCGGUGGAUUGUUUCACUUCCUGACUCCCCACGACAACUAAACACACCGAGCUACGAAACUCUGGAGGAUUCCUGCAAUCUCUACCUGCAGCAAAGAGCGCUGUCUGUGGACGAGAGGAACGACGCGUUGACGCAGACGUGGAAGCAGCUUCAGGAAACUGCAGCGACGCUGCAACAGACGCGGAAAAACUGCAGCUCCUGAUAUGUUUUUUGCACAUUACUAUUGUACGUGUUGUUUGUGUGCAUGUUCAUUUUGUGUUCUUCUAAUUACCACCACCUUUUCAGCUUAUAUAUAUAUAUAUAUAUAUAUAUAUAUAUAUAUAUAUAUAUAUAUAUAUAAUAACUCAUUUACACACAAUUAGUCCAGUAUAGUGAUGGUGAAUUGCUUUUUAUAUUUUUUAACCAAUGUUGAAAGUAAGUGGAAAAAUAUUUAUAUUCAAAUUUAUCUGAAUCGUCAUAAGGUUUUGUCUUGAAAAACGUUUUGAAGAAAGAAUUUUCUUUUUUUAUAUAUAUUUCUUUUUUUGUGAAAAAAAUGAAUUUCAGGCAGAAAUAUUUUCCAAUAAACCACAGAUGUUGGUUGGAAGUAGCAUUGAAUCCAGUAACUCGUGUUUAGCUUGCUGCUAAGUAAAUGAAUAAAACAUUUUUAAAAAUCUCCAGGACUAUAUUUUAUUAAUUUCAAGAAAAAAUUAGUUUAUGCACUAAUCCUAAUUUAUACAUUGUUUAUUUAGUUGAAUCUGGCUGCAUAAAUGUCAUAUCUGUGGUGCUGGAAGGUUGUAUCUCAUAUGUAUUUUAAAAGGAUGUGUGUAUGAAGGCUGAUUAUGACUGGGCACGAAGGCUUUUUGUUGCCUUUGGGGUCUUUGAAUGUUUCAAAGGCCACGUUUUUUAAUAUCAGAUGACAGAAAAAAACAGGGGCAGUGUGCAGAGAUGUUGCUUUAUUAAAUUAAAUGGAUUACUAUUGUGUA
Messenger RNA from Pseudoliparis swirei, 2517 nucleotides. It is a transcript of the gene wdr93, whose product is annotated as WD repeat domain 93. Gene Ontology annotation, biological process: electron transport chain. NCBI's taxonomy places the organism in Eukaryota, Metazoa, Chordata, Actinopteri, Perciformes, Liparidae. The transcript is spliced from 16 exons. The coding region runs from base 21 to 1757 and encodes 578 amino acids. The record is from RefSeq and is a predicted model, not a curated record.